This is a messenger RNA of Poecilia latipinna (sailfin molly), 3294 nucleotides long. RefSeq names its product PEX5-related protein-like. Gene Ontology annotation, cellular component: cytosol; peroxisomal membrane. Lineage: Eukaryota; Metazoa; Chordata; Actinopteri; Cyprinodontiformes; Poeciliidae. The coding region runs from base 1130 to 2809 and encodes 559 amino acids. Gene Ontology annotation, molecular function: protein binding. Gene Ontology annotation, biological process: protein import into peroxisome matrix, docking. The record is from RefSeq and is a predicted model, not a curated record. The transcript has 13 exons.
UAAUAGUUAGUAUACUUACAGUGUACUUUCACAAAUUUAAGUAUGUUUAUUUUCACCUAGGGAGAGGGGGCGCUAUUUUCCCACUGCACUGAUACAUAAAGCAAGUGGGAUUCUACAACCUAAACACUGUUACAUUAGUUAUGUCCAGAAAGUUCUGGUUCUGGUUCUGAGGUCGUCCUCAGGUGGGACCGGUUACCUGGAACUGUACCUCCAUAACCUCACCAGCAGAGGGCGCUGUGCCCUUCACAGACUUCAGAUAAAUCUUUCUUCUGCUUCUCCAUCAAUAUCGUCUCAAGCUGGUUCGGUUCGGUUCGGACCGGGAGGCAGGAGGAUCAGUUGGUACCGAAGUAAAACCCGAAGCAGAACCGGGCAGCAAUGGCACUUUAACCUGGAGUAAAACCAAAAUAAUAGCAGGUGUGAGCAGGGCUUUAAAAAUGAGCCGAGUAACAAUGAUUUAUUACAAACAAGCCACUAAACACGCAGCGGCGAUGUUUCAUGGUAGAGUCAAUAAAAGGUUUGUGGAAAAGAAGCUGCAAACAGAGUCUUAGCUCAGUGCGAAACUUCUAACAGAACCUCGGUUCCGUUCUGCGAAAACCCAACCACGUUCGGGUGUCUGCAUCUGCUCGGAACCAGAAACCAGAACAUCGACCUGUAACCCACUGUGGUUCAUCUCAUUUGGACCAGAACCAGUGAUCCAUACCCGGAGAAUCCACCUCUACUCUGGACCUGGUUCCGACCAGAACCUAAAUCAUCGACAGCUGCUCCUCGAGAAGCUUUUAUUAUGAAAACCUCCCAGGAAGUUGGGUCUGCAGCCCUCGGAACUGUUCGGCCAAGUUCGGCUCCGCUCGGUUUAUUUUCAUCUCCGCCUCCAGCUGAGCGGAGCGACAAGAAGUUCGGACACCGAGGAGCCCAGAGCUGCCGCGGAGCCGAACCGAACCAGGAACUGGACCUGGACCACAGUGACACCACGGCGGAACCGGGACCAGCGCGGUGAGCGGACCGGGACCGGAACGGAAUCGAAGACGGCGUCAUUCCUCUCCAGAAGUCAGGGAGGUUCGGGUCGGACAGGCGGCGGUUCGGGGCAGCAGAACCGUGUCAAAGUGGACCGCCGGGGGCUGCAGACAGAACCAUGUACCAAGUCCAGGAGAGCCGCCCCCUGCUGAGCCCUUCCAUCGAUGACUUCCUGGCAGAGAGCCGCAGCGAGGCCGCCUCUGGACGACCCCCGACCUCCAACCCCGCAGUUCUGUCCACGACUCUGGACCUGGUGGACCUGAGCGACCCAGCAGAGACCCGGCACCACCGGGUCACCAAGAGUCCAGUGAGGCCAGCCGGGUCCAGGAGCCCCCGGCACAAAACCAGAACCAGAACCGAGGAGACAGAGCUGGUCCCGGUCCAGCUGGAGCACCGGCCUGCCGGGCCCGGAACCCCCAACAGGACGUCUCUGGACUCGGUCAGCCUGUCCUCUCCUCUGGACAAGUGGGACGAGAUGGACCUGGAGGACGGGGGACGGCGCAGACGCUGCCAGGCCAGAUGCACCUCCCACCACUCCUCCAGCGAGUUGCUAUGGUCUGCAGAGUUUAGGAGAGAUCCUCUGAUGAAGAGCAGCUUGGACGAUCUGGACUUCAUAUCUCUGAACCAGGACAGCAGCGUGUCCAGACUCCGCAGACGGACUCGCUCUCUGUUGGCCAGGAACGAGUCCCUGGAGGAUGAGUUUGUCCGUGCAAAGGCGGCUGUCGAGUCGGACACAGAGUUCUGGGACAAGAUGCAGGCGGAGUGGGAGGAGCUUGCUCGCAGGAACUGGCUGGAGGAGGCGGCGAGCCAGCAGAAGCCGGCCCCGCCCCCCGUCUCACCUGUGGAGAAGGGUUACUACUUCAGCGCCACCAACCCGUACCUUGACUGGCCCAACGCCUUCGCUGAGGGUCAGGAGAAAGCUGGAGAGGGAGACCUGAACGCUGCCGUCCUGCUGCUGGAGGCCGCCAUCUUGCAGGACCCCAGUGAUGCCGAGGCGUGGCAGAUGCUGGGAACGACUCAGGCUGAGAACGAGAACGAACAAGCCGCCAUCGCCUCGCUGCAGAGGUGUCUGGAGCUCCGCCCCAACAACCUGCCGGCUCUCAUGGCGCUCGCCGCCAGCCUCACCAACAGCAGCCAGCUGCCGGAGGCCUGCGACGCUCUGCGCCACUGGAUCGGCCACAACCACAAAUACCGACACCUGGUCCAGAGCAGGAGUCCGCUACAGGGUUCCCCAGCCACACCACGCAGGGGCCCCAGCUGCUCCAUACCUGCAAGCUCGGCGCUGCAGGAAGUUCUGCUGCUCUUCCAGGAAGCGGCGCAGCUGAACGUGGAUAACGUGGAUCCGGACCUGCAGACCGGACUCGGAGUUCUGUACAACCUGAGCUCAGAGUUUGACCGGGCGGUGGAGGCGUUCAGCGCUGCGCUGUCCGUCAGACCGCAGGACUACUUGCUGUGGAACCGGCUGGGAGCGACGCUGGCUAACGGCAGCCGCAGCGCCGAGGCGGUGGAGGCGUACAGCCGCGCGCUGGAGCUGCGGCCCGGCUUCAUCCGCUCCCGGUACAACCUGGGCAUCAGCUGCAUCAACCUGGGCGCGCUCAGGGAGGCCGUCAGUAACUUCGUCACGGCUCUGAAGCAGCAGAGGUGCAGCCAGGGCUGCAGCCAGCUGCAGAUGUCCACCAACAUCUGGGCCGCCCUGCGGAUCACCGUCUCCAUGAUGGACGACCCCGGGCUGGACCGGGCCGCCAGCCUGGGGGACCUGGACCUGCUGAUCAGAACCCUGGAGGGCGGAGACCUGUGACCGGGUCAGAGGUCACAGGAGAACGCUGCUGCACCUGAAGCACAACCCUUUAACCUGGAGGACCUUCUGCUGGAGCUCCGCCCCCUGACCUCUGACCUCUCAGCAGAGCUAUUUUCUCUCCUUCUGUAUCUAAAUGUCAGAGGAAGUCCUGGGCCUUCAGCCUGACCUCUGACCCCGUCAGCAGCUGCAGCUCCAAGCUGAGCGGAUUGUAGCGCAGACGUGGGAUCAGAACGAAGAAGAGUUUGUAUUAAUAGCAGCGGUGUUUAGUACGGAGGCCUGUGGGGGACAUGGGGACGUUUUCUUUUGCGUCUUACUCUCUGCUCUAAUCUGAGGCUUUCAGGAGGUUUUUCCAUGUUUCUUAAUUUCUCCAUGUGAAAUAUCUGAAGUUUUAUAUCUUUUUCUUUAGGGUAGAAAUGAAUCACAAACCUGUGAUAUAAACAGAAACUUCCUACAAGAAGAAAAAUAAUAAAAAUACAUCCAAACUA